AUGCCCUCUCCACCCCUCCAACCUCCCUCUCACCCUAUCGCGCUCCGACGCUCACACCUCCUCUCCCCCGCACCAGACCGACUAACCGCCACCCCCACCACUUUACGCAUAAUACGGGAGAACACAAUAUCCGGUCGCGACUUCAGUGUCCACCAACUAAGAAGUCACGAAGAGAUCUCCAGUCCACGUCGUAGCGCACUACUAUUUACCGUAUCCGGAAGAUUCUGGAGUAACUCUCAACUUCGAGAGAUCCGAGAUGCGGGCGGACGACCAUUACUAGAGUUACGACGAAUAUGGUGGAAAGGACAGUGGUCAGUUCGGCGACCUGGGAGCGGACAAGAUUUAUUACAAGCCGAAAUGAGGUGGGGGAUUGGAAUGAAGAUGAUGGUUCGAUUUGAGAAUGCGCUUUUAUUAGGACCUUGGGAUGAGGAAGAAGUUCAAGUGCGGAAUCGAAGAAAUACUCUUCCUACUUUACAUCCUCAUAUGAAUGCGAAUGCGACUCGUGGAAGAAAUACGCGACGUCGUGCUGCGGAUCAAGAAUCUAUUCGCACUCUUCCGCGAUAUGAAAAUUAUGAUGGAUCUCCACCACCCUAUAGCUUUGUCAUGGCUGCUGACGAUGCCGAUGACGCUGAUCAUGCGCAUCAAAGUAGUAGCGGUAGUGGCAGUGGUAGUGGUGGAGGUUCAUCAGACGACUCGGAUAACGAAUCACUUUCUGGAAAAGCUGCUACCCGAGAUAUUCCCUUACCCUCAUACGAAUCAGUGCGGCGCAUGCGCCGCGUUUCCAGUCACUCCUUGCGAGAUCUUCUCGAUGCGAUCGAGCCACCAAGUGAACCUGCGCCUGCCUCUUCAUCUUCGUUAUCUUCUUCGCGACCCCGAUCUGAAGGUGGGUUGGAUCCGAAGGUUGAAUUGAAGGUUGUUCAACACAGUAGUACGACGGCUGGGGUGAUGAUGGAUGGGAAGAGGAUUAUUCAUAUUCGACGAGAGAAGGUGAUGGAUUUCAGUCCAUCGGGACCGGUGCCAAUACCGAAGUGGGAGGUUGAAGUUGCGGAGGGGGUGGAUUUAUUAUUGGCUACGAGCAUCGUGCUUAUCAUGGCGGAAUUCGUGAAGAAUGAUUCCCGCAUGAGGAGUAACUAG
Molecule: messenger RNA, 1134 nt
Organism: Penicillium malachiteum
Lineage: Eukaryota; Fungi; Ascomycota; Eurotiomycetes; Eurotiales; Aspergillaceae
Exons: 2
Coding region: 1-1134 (377 amino acids)
Source: RefSeq, a predicted model, not a curated record